This is a messenger RNA of Purpureocillium takamizusanense, 2032 nucleotides long. RefSeq names its product Alkylglycerone-phosphate synthase. The record is from RefSeq and is a predicted model, not a curated record. Lineage: Eukaryota; Fungi; Ascomycota; Sordariomycetes; Hypocreales; Ophiocordycipitaceae. Gene Ontology annotation, molecular function: FAD binding. The transcript has a single exon. Bases 442 to 1878 code for a protein of 478 amino acids.
AUCCGCCGAAUUCCACUUACACGGGGCCGUGCUGCCGCCCCCUCCAGAGGCCAAUGGCGGGCCCCCGCAGCAUCUGGACGAAUUUCGUCCGAGAUUCGCGACAACUCCUUACUCGCACUCUCUCGUUGUGCCGACCCUGGCCCCGCGAUACCCACCGCAUACACCUCUACGGUGUCAUGCGCGAUGUACAGCAAGGCCGAAGGGGGGCGUCUGGGUGAAGAGUACAUGCAUUUCGUAUUGAGGUCCAGACAUGUGGAGAGCAAAUGGCUGACUUGGUGAGGCACCGAGGCGUAAGCUGACAACGGGACUCGUUAGCCGACGGGCCAGCGCCUGAGGCUGACGCCCGUCGAGAACAACUAUAAAGACAACUAACUGCCCUCCGUGAAGUCAUGACGAACCAGCGGGCAGAUCUAUACACCAACAGUAUCCAAAAUCGUCGUCAUGGCCUCUACACUAUCGGGAACAGACAGCCUUGCCUGUCCCUUCGUCAUUCCAUCCCCCGAAGUCGCCCUCAGCGACAUCCUCCCACGGUGGACCGAAUCAAACCUAUCUCACCCCGCCAUCAUCAUCACUCCAAAGAGUGAGGAGGACAUCGUCGCCGCCAUUCGCCUCGCCAAGCAGAACGGCCUGAAUGUGGUGCCCGCCGGCGGUCGUCACGGCGCCUUCGUCGCUAUUAACUCCAAGACCGCCCUGCUGGAGCUCAAAGACUUCAAGACCAUUGACUUGGACAAGGCUAAAGAAACCGUCCGUGUUGGAGCAGGCGUGCUGACCGGGGACCUGCUCAAGCAUCUCGUCGAGGAGGGCUACUACACGACGCUCCCCAACUCCAACGCCGUGAGCAUCAUCGGCGGCAUCCUCGGAGGCGGCAACACGGCGCAAAACGGCCUGCACGGCUUUAUGGUCGACAACGUGCUCUCCUUUCGGGUCCUCACGGCGGACGGACGGACCGUCGAGGUGUCGUCCUCCUCGUCGUCGGGAGACGAGCUCGCAUUGUUCAACGCCUUGUGUGGCGUGGGCCACGGUCUCGGCGUCGUCACGGCCGCCACGAUGAGAGUCUACCCCGUUUCCUCACUGCGACUUACGGAAAACAAAGUCUGGUCGCGCCUCUUGAUGUUCCCUCCCCCGGCCCUCGACGCCGCAGUCGAUGCCUUCCUGUCCUUUGAUCAGGUCCCCGCACCGCUCACCCUCACAAUCAUGUUCGUGCGCAGUCCGCCCGGCACCCCAUCAGCGGGCUCGCCAAUCAUCCUCAUCGCGGCGACGUACUACGGCCCCGCAGAGGACGCGGAAAAGGCAGCCGCGAAGCUCUUUGACGAAGCGGUCGUGGGCAAGGCCUUCAAGGCAGACACCAUCAUGGUGCCGCUGCCGGCCAUCAACAACGGCAUGGAGCCGAACAACGCGCUCGGCGGGUUCAAGGCCAUGAACUCUGCGCGCCUCAAGCAACUGACGCCCGAGACCAUCAAGCAGAGCUUCGCCAGGUGGGUCGAAGUCACUGCCGACGCCCCCGACGCCGCCCGCACGGUAGCCCUGUUCAUCAAGUUCAGCCCAGACAAGAUGAUUGCCAAUGGGGACCUGCCGGAGCACAAGGGCAAGUUCUUCGAGGGCCGCGAUCGGAGCGCCACGGCGAUUGCCCUCCCGUGGUGCGCAUCGCCUGCGUCCAAGGUCAAGCUGGACGGGUUCGUGGAUGAGUUCCUCGAGCGCGUGCGCAAGGUGGAUGCUGUUCCUCCGAGGACAUUUGCCAACACCAUGAGGUUCGGCGCGACCCUGGAUGAGCUGCUGUCGAAGGAGAGGGUGACGGAGGUUCAGAGGAUUAAGGCCUCAUGGGACCCAGAAGAGGUGUUUUGGAGCCCGUAUUCCCAGCCUGCAAGGAGCUCUCUAUAAGGAAGUCUUGGAUGCUCUUUUCACAUCUCCUUGAUACUUGCUGCAAUUUUGUAGCAGUAGACAUACAGCCGAACGUUUGUGUCCCUGAUUCCAUUCCCACACGCUAAUCCCCUCGUAGUUGAUGCGUUAGAAUAGCAAUAUUUAAGAAACCAGC